Molecule: messenger RNA, 1110 nt
Organism: Pseudozyma flocculosa PF-1
Lineage: Eukaryota; Fungi; Basidiomycota; Ustilaginomycetes; Ustilaginales; Ustilaginaceae
Exons: 3
Coding region: 1-1110 (369 amino acids)
Biological process (GO): tricarboxylic acid cycle
Cellular component (GO): succinate-CoA ligase complex (ADP-forming); mitochondrion
Molecular function (GO): succinate-CoA ligase (ADP-forming) activity; succinate-CoA ligase (GDP-forming) activity
Source: RefSeq, a predicted model, not a curated record
AUGACGUGGGUAACUCCACCAUUACGGCCGCCCUCAAUGAUCCGGGCACGGGUCUCUGCCUCGCUGCAACGGCGCGCAGGUCCAUCGCGGCGGCAAACGUUCAGCACCACGCCGCAACCUUCGUCGGCCGGAUACGCUUCGACGCUGCGCAACCUCGCCGCCGGUCCGCACUCCAAGGUCAUCGUCCAGGGGUUCACGGGCAAGGCCUCGACGGUGCACACAGCCAUCUCAAUGUCGAUGGGCACCAACGUCGUCGGCGGGACCUCGCCGGGCAAGGGCGGACAGACGCACCUCGAUCGGCCCGUCUUCAACUCGGUGCGCGAGGCCGUACAGGCAUGCCAGCCGCACGCCUCUUCGGUCUUUGUCCCCCCCGCCCUGGCUGCCGGGGCGGUGCUCGAGGCCAUCGAGGCUGAAGUGCCCUUGGUCGUCUGCGUCGCAGAAGGUCUGCCGGCAAAGGACCAGAUGAAGAUCAUGUCGGCGCUCCACAGCCAGAGCAAGACGAGGCUGCUGGGCGCCAACUCGCCCGGAUACUGCAAUCCAAGGGGAUGUCGCAUGGGCAUCUCGCCCAUGAUCACCGCCGCUCCAGGGCCAGUAGCCAUCGCCUCGCGCUCCGGCACCGUCUCCUACGAGGCCAGCUGGGCCACAAAGCACCUCGGGCAGUCCUACAUCCUCGGCCUCGGCGGCGACUUUUACCCGGGCACACGCACCGUCGAGGCGCUUGAGUUUUUCAUGAACGACCAGGAUACCAAAGCCAUCAUCCUCUGCGGCGAAGUGGGCGGCUCGAUGGAGGAAGAAGUGUACGAGCUCCUCUCGUCCUCGUCCUGCCCUUACCGCCUGUCGCCCUCGUCAACCUCGCCGCGGCGCGAGGGCGAUGCGACGCCCUUCAUCAAGCCCAUCGUCGGCUUCAUGUCCGGCCUCGCGGUGCCGCCGGGCCAGACUUUCGGCCAUGCAGGUGCCAUCUGGAGGGACGGCAUCCACUCUGCCCAGCAGAAGCAGGACCUCUGGCGGCGCGCCGGCAUCCGCAUCGCAGAGGCCAUCGCCGACGUGGGCAGGCUGGUCGAGGAGGAGCUGCAGCUGCAGAAGCGCAUGCUGGCCGGCGGGAAUAAGUGA